Molecule: messenger RNA, 2452 nt
Organism: Carassius gibelio (silver crucian carp)
Lineage: Eukaryota; Metazoa; Chordata; Actinopteri; Cypriniformes; Cyprinidae
Gene: ipo11
Product: importin 11
Biological process (GO): protein import into nucleus
Cellular component (GO): cytosol; nuclear envelope
Molecular function (GO): small GTPase binding
Source: RefSeq, a predicted model, not a curated record
ACUAUGAUUUGUCAGGAUUCUAGACUAUUAAGAUAAUAAACUAGCAGUAUUGUGUGCUCCGUUUGUGUCUACAACUUGACCUCAUGGACAUCGGGAGCGCCAGCUCAGUGGUGCUGCAGGCUUUGACCCAGGCCACCAGUCAGGACACAGCUGUGCUGAAGCUUGCAAAGGAGCAGCUUCGCCAAUGGGAGACCCAGCCUGGCUUCUCCUCAGUGCUGCUGAGCAUCUUUAAUAAUCACUUGCUGGACGUCAGUGUGAGAGGGCUAGCUGUCUUCAAGAAUGGCAUCGAUCGCUACUGAAGAAGAGUUGCACCCCAUACUCUCUCAGUAGAAGAGAAAUCAUCUCUCCGUGCUGGUCUCAUCACUAAUUUUAACGAGCUGGUCAACCAGAUCGGGAUACAGAUAGCAGUGCUGAUCGCUAAAGUGCCACGUCUGGACUGUCCUCUGCAACUGAUCCCUAUUCUGCUGGAUACUGUGAAGUUCACCUUCUACCACAUCUCCAAGACUCUGGUCUCCAAACGCCUCGUUCUGGAUGUGAGAUCAUUUAAAAGCCUUUGCGCUGGCGUCAAGCAUCUAUAAUUCGCUUGCUCUCUGUGAAAUCAUCACACGGACAUAUUCCUACAGUAGAUCUACGCAGGAGACCAACAGGCUGCUCUUAGCUCCCUGGAGCGUACUCUGAUCUCUUUGAAAGUGUCCCCAUCACUAUACUGGGGCACUACCUACACAGAACACCUCUUCCAGCAGCACCUGGUUUUCUUGCGUCCAGGUACUAACCAGGCUCAACUCUGCUUGGCUUCAGUGGGGGACCAGUACAAGUUGAUCAGAUCAAGUUGGGUGAUCUGGCUGAUUGGACAGUGGAUCUCGGUAAAGUUCAAGCCGGAACUAUGGCCCCUGCUCUAUGAGGUCAUCCUCAGUCUCAUGCAGGACCCCGACCUUGGGGUUUGCAUUGAAAGAGCCACAACUCUAAACCUUACCCAUGACUUUGAGUUCAGAACUGAGCAGUUCUUGCUGUAUUUGGCGUUGAUAUUCAGCCAGUUGCUCCAGCUGUUACAACAGGUCAAUGAAUGUGACACCAAAAUGCAAGUUCUCCACAUUAUUUCCUGUGCCAUCGAGAGAGUCAGCAUCCAGAGUCAGAUGUACGUGGGCUGCUUGGUUCAGUACAUUCCUCUUCAUUGGAAGCAGUUUGAAGAACACAACAUGCUCUGCUGUGCCAUCCUCACUACCCUCAUCCAUCUCUUGCAAAGACUAAAGUCUGGGAGCAGAAAGCAAUAUUCCUUCCUCCUACCUGUUAUCCAGCUCAGCACAGAGGUUUCUCAGCCCCCUCAUCUUUACCUGCUGGAAGACGGUCUGGAGCUGUGGUAAGUCUCCAAGAAUAACAGCCCUGCCAUCACACCUGCGCUUUUGAGGAUCUUCCAGAAUAUGUCCUCCCUGCUUGGUCUGAGCUUGGAGAACGUGCGGACAUGCUUUCAGACCAUCAAUGCCUACAUUUAUCUCUCUGCUACAGAUUUCUUACAGAUUAGCUAUGCUGAAGCCCUUUGCAGAUCUGGAGAGAAGGCCAAGUCCAGGAUCACCACACAAGGCCAAGUCCAGGAUCUGAAGCUUGUUGAAAUUGCCAUAAAAGUAAGUCCUGUAUUGGGCUCCCAUAUGUUUUAGCCUCUUCUGCCAGCUGUGUUACGGGAGACAGUCAAAAGCGAAAGGUAUACUGUGUUUAUGUCUACAUACCUGGGUAUAAUAGGUCAGAUUAUCUUGCAGAAUUCAGACUUUUUCACAUCACUUGGCUGUGGAAUUCAACCUCCUGCAGACCAGCUCUUGGGGAGCGUGGAUGAGAUGUGGGUGGACCGCAUGGACAACAUCACCCAGUCUGAGAGGAGAAAGCUCUCUGCCCUGGCGCUCAUGUCGCUUUUACCGUCUGACAACAGCGUGAUCCAGGACAAGUUCUGUGGGAUCAUUAACAUCAGCGUGGAAGCGCUGCACGAUGUCAUGACGGAAGACCCUGAGAUGGCUACCUUCAAGGACUGCAUGCUGAUGAGCCACUCCGAAGAGCCAAAGCUGACAGAUGAUGAGGAACCCCCAACAGAACAGGACAAGAGGAGAAAACUGGUGGGAGGUCGAAUCGAAGGUCAUAACAGCCUUAGAAGGGGCAACACCUCCACCCGACUGCCCACUGAAUCGGUUAUUUGUGCCAGAGGGGUAUCGGUCGACGUCAUUCAGCGGGGCUAUUGUUCCAGCAUAGCAUGUCAUCCAGGGGUUAAUCACACCACCUUUUUGGUUAAGCAACAAUUCUGGUGGCCAUUAAUGACUCGCGACAUCCGCAGUUUUGUCUUGAGUUGCUCAGUUUGUGCCACUGGUAAAACUUCCAAUUGACCUCCUGAUGGGUUACUUCAUUUUGACCAUCGUGGACCGGUUCUCUAUUUUAUUCCCUUGUCUUAAUUACCCUCCGCCAAGGAGACAGU